Trypanosoma rangeli is the source of this 330-nucleotide messenger RNA. RefSeq lists its product as uncharacterized. The record is from RefSeq and is a predicted model, not a curated record. Lineage: Eukaryota; Euglenozoa; Kinetoplastea; Trypanosomatida; Trypanosomatidae. The transcript has a single exon. The coding region runs from base 1 to 330 and encodes 109 amino acids.
AUGGUGACAACGCACUCCAUUCCUAUACCCAUCAGCGCCUCCUUGCGUGAACCGCUUUGCAGCGUCACUGGCGCUGCGCUGUGCUAUUCGCUUUCUCUAGUAGGCUGCCGCUACGGUCGCCUCUACGCCCCGGCGGUGAUGAGCGCCCGCUGCACGCGACAGAAACGGUCCUUGAUGAGCGCCGCCUGUGCCUCCAGAAUGUUAAUCUCACAGUCUGUAAUGUCCUUCUUUCGAAGAAUGUCGUAUUGCAGCAGCAAGGUCGAGAAGAAUGUGGCGGUCACCGCACCCACCAGAAAUCCAGCGGUGCGGGGACCCAUAUGUGUCCGCUAA